Messenger RNA from Chinchilla lanigera (long-tailed chinchilla), 1474 nucleotides. RefSeq names its product transcription elongation factor A (SII), 3 (gene Tcea3). Gene Ontology annotation, molecular function: nucleic acid binding; zinc ion binding. Gene Ontology annotation, cellular component: nucleus. Gene Ontology annotation, biological process: DNA-templated transcription; transcription elongation by RNA polymerase II. The transcript has 11 exons. The record is from RefSeq and is a predicted model, not a curated record. NCBI's taxonomy places the organism in Eukaryota, Metazoa, Chordata, Mammalia, Rodentia, Chinchillidae. Bases 161 to 1213 code for a protein of 350 amino acids.
UGUGUGUGUGUGUGUGUGUGUGUGUGUGUUUGAGCACGCGCGCGCGGUGUGUGUGGGGCUCCGGCGGUUGCGCGCCCUUCACCUUGCUGCACAGAAGCCCGGCUGCUGCCCUGAGCCCCUAGCCCAGCCGGGCGUCGGGCGUCGGGCGUUGCGGGCCAGCAUGGGCCAGGAAGAGGCGCUGCUGAGGAUCGCCCGAAAGCUGGAGAAGAUGGUGGCCAGGAAGAACACGGACGGGGCCCUGGACCUUCUGAAGAAGCUGAACAGCUGUCCAAUGUCCAUCCAGCUGCUUCAGACAACCAGGAUUGGGGUUGCUGUUAAUGGGGUUCGCAAGCACUGCUCAGACAAGGAGGUGGUGGCCUUGGCCAAAGUCCUCAUCAAAAACUGGAAACGGCUCCUGGAAUCCCCAGGAUCUUCCAAAAGACAGGAAAGAGAAAAAGCAAAGAAGAAGAAGAAAAAGAAGGAGAGAGGGCUUGCCUGUUCGGACUGGAAGUCGGAGGCAGCCCUUUCUCCGCCCAGGAAGAAACGAGAGGAAGAACCCAAGAACAGGAGAGAUUCUGUGGACUCCAGGUCUUCUGCUGCCUCCUCUCCGAAAAGGCCAUCGAUGGAAAGAUCAAACAGCAGCAAAUCAAAAGCGGAGACCCCCAAAACACCCAGCAGCCCCUUGACUCCCACGUUCGCCCCCUCUGUCUGCCUCCUGGCUCCCUGCUACCUCACAGGGGACUCUGUCCGGGACAAGUGUGUGGAGAUGCUGGCAGCGGCCCUGAAGGCAGAAGACAACUACAAGGACUACGGAGUCAACUGUGAUAAGAUGGCGUCAGAAAUUGAAGAUCAUAUCUACCAGGAGCUCAAGAGCACCGACAUGAAGUACCGGAACCGCGUGCGCAGCCGCAUCAGCAACCUCAAGGACCCCAGGAACCCCGGGCUCAGGCGGAACGUGCUCAGCGGGGCCAUUUCCGCCGGGCUCAUCGCCAAGAUGACGGCAGAGGAAAUGGCCAGUGACGAGCUGAGGGAGUUGAGGAAUGCCAUGACCCAGGAGGCCAUCCGCGAGCACCAGAUGGCCAAGACGGGUGGCACCACCACCGACCUCCUCCAGUGCAGCAAGUGCAAGAAGAAGAAUUGUACCUACAACCAGAUGCAGACACGCAGUGCUGAUGAGCCCAUGACUACCUUUGUCUUAUGCAACGAGUGCGGGCACCGCUGGAAGUUCUGCUGACAGCUCCACCCACCGAGCCAGCAGUGAGAAGGAAGGAGGAAGCACUAUACCACUUCACCUGGAGAAAAACUAAAUUAAAAUGAAGAAAAUCCUGCACCCAGAAUGAGGCAGUAGGGAUCGGAAGGAGACAUCUUUUGCCCAUUAGUAAUCAAUCAUUCAUGACAAUUGGCUAACAGAGGAGCCUAACCGGAGUACCACGCUAAAAUCUGUUGAUAAACUUCUUGUAGAAAAUGAAUUAGAGCUGAAGUGUCACAUCUUUGA